UUAUCCUCCAAGAUCAUCGAUAAUCACGUGAUGAUUCAGGCGGUUGGAUUCCUACUUAUUUAUUGUUGACUUCCCACGAGUAUCAACUUAACGCUGAUAUGUCCUAACACUAGAAUUCAUCAACAAUACCCAACUUGCGAGAAAAUCAUUGAUAAUUCAGCCUCUGGUUAUGGCCCAUCAGGAUUCCGGGAGGCUCCAGGAGCAUGAGCUUCGCCAGCUCUUGGAAGAAGCGAGGCAAGAAAAGCGACAGGCGGAAGAAAAACAGCGACAGGCAGAAGAAGAGAAACGACAAGCAGAAGAAGAGAAACGACAAGCAGAAGGAAGACAGCGACAGGCAGAAGAAGAGAAACGACAAGCAGAAGAAGAGAAACGACAAGCAGAAGAAGAGAAACGACAAGCAGAAGAAGAGAAACGACAAGCAGAAGGAAGACAGCGACAGGCAGAAGAGAAAAAGCAACGAACAGAAAAACAGUUGCUGCCAACUUCUCUUCCUCAAUUUUUAGAUGCAUGCCACACUUAUUUAUCUGUGGGCCUAUCCUCACGUAUAAACCACAGGACCGGAACUCAGGGGAAUCCUGAAAAUGCCGAAUCCAAACUGCGUCCAGAUAAAAUCCGAGAAUGGACCACAUUUCCCAAGGAACAGUCGCGUGUCUGGGAGGAUCUUUUUGCCACCGACUUUGUUUCGGAAGGACAUUUCACAUCCUUGCACACGCUGAAAGAAUCAAGUCAUGAGCUGCAGGUGAGAUCACUGGGCUCUGAGCUGGAUCUCCACUACUAUCAGCGAUAUACCGUUGAAGAUCGUGUGUCUAGCAUUAUUCGACAGCUACACUCCAACCAAGACCUCCGGAACCUAUUCAAUCUCAAGGGACAGAUACAAUUUGAAAACCAUGGAAAUACUUUAAGCCCUGAAAACAAAUAUACCGAGUCAGGCAUUAGCUCUUCUCAGCAGUCACCGGCGCGCAAGCGGCAUAAGAAGCUCGAUAUGGAUACCCCCCCAGAAACUCCAACCGUACGAUCAAGAUCAUCUCACCCCCGUGCCGACCAGUUCUGUGUUUACAACACCGGCUCGGACGAAGAAAUACCGGCUUAUAUCGUCGAAUACAAGGCACCACACAAGCUCACUAAGGGCAUUAUUGAGGCAGGGCUUGUGGAUAUGGAUGUUGGUGAAGUGAUCGAGAAUGUCGAGGAGGGUGAUCCCAUGAAGGUAGCUCGCUGGAGAGUUGCUGCGUGUAUAUCUCAGCCAUUUUCAUAUAUGAUCCGAGCUGGUCUUGAGAACUGCUAUCUAUGCACUGGAGAAGCGUUUAUAUUUCUCCAUGUGGAUCCUGACGAUCCCACCACCGUCUACUAUUAUCUUUCAGUUCCAAAUGAUGAUGUUGGAGAAACCACCGGCUGGGUCAGCGGUUCUAACUGCGAUAAUAAGCUACACCUGACCGCAAUAGGACAGGUGCUGGCUUUCACUCUUCGGGCAUUGAGGACGGACCCCCACGACCAGAGCUGGCGCAACCGUGCGGAGGCGAUGCUCAAGCAAUGGGAGACUCCACAUGACGAUAUUCUUGAAUCAGAUCUAGAAAAAAGCAGCGAGAAGCUGUCCGAUUACAAGCAGAAUCGAUGGAGCAGAAAUGAAUAUAUACGCAUCUCACCAGUCAAGACACGACUGAAGGGUCUAGCCGCCAGCUCUUCAUGUCGUCCCGCCGAAACGUCAACAAACUGGGAGACCAGCGACGAUGACAGCAGUGGGAAUGGCGGAUACGAUCCCGACAGUCCAAGCACGCGACUUACGGGCCGCCCCUCAAAUAUCAUGGUCGUCAUGCCUCCCCCGAAACCAGGCCAAGGGGGCAGCAAUACACAAUCAAGUGGACAGAAAUACUGCACACAGAAGUGUCUCCUGGGCUUGAUAAGAGGCGGUCUUCUCGAUAAAAAAUGUCCGAAUGUGGCAAGUCAUGGAGGUGGUAAGCGGCAUGCUAUUAAUCAGCAAGAGUUGCUGGAGUCAGCUCGCGCGCAGAUUCUGAGAAAAGAUGAUGGCCCUUUCGGUUGCGAAUCAAUGCACAAGCACGGACUUUCCGCCGCUCUGUUCUCGUUUACUCACUUCAUGCACGGUUAUAGCUUUGUGGCGAAAGGAACCCCUGUUGAGUUUGGAUAUUCCCUGCAUGAAGAAAAGGUAUAUCGAAGCCUACGAUCUAUUCAGGGUAAACGUGUUCCUGUUUGUCUGGGAAGUGUGGAUAUAUCCAGCCGUCCGCUAUAUUACGACGGUAUUGCAAGAAUUGGUUAUCUACUCUUUCUCAGUCAUGCAGGGAGGCCCAUUAGGUUACAUGAAGGUCUGGGUAUAUCUCAAAGCAUUCGAGAGGCUCUACUGGAUAUUCAUGGUCUUGGGAUUCGACAUUGUGACGCGCACGACGGUAAUAUAUUUUGGAAUGCGGAGAAUAAAGGCGCGAUGAUUAUAGAUUUCGACCGAGCAAGAAUCUCAUCCCAAAAGCGUCUCUUGAGCAAGAGAGUUUCAAAGAAGAGAAAGCGAGAUGAUGCUGCUAUUUUCUCUCGUUGUCUCCCAAAUACACAACCAGCUGCUUCCUAACGAACUUUGACUUCUUUCCUAUGAUGCCAUUGUUACCCCUCCAAGGCGAACCAUGUGAUAUAGACUUGGCGCAUUGAGGGUCAUCUUUCCAUGAAGCCAGGCCUGUCGGCACAGCUCAACCGAUCCAGGCUGGAUACCAUGUGCCCUAAUCUGACCUGUAUUCUUGGGUCUGUAUUUUGUACGGAUAUGGGACUGGAUAUGUCCCAUAACUAAUGGUCUGAAAUGAAUAGGGACCUAUGCCAACAUUUAUGUCUUCUUCCCAGAACCAAUAUGUAUUAGUCCUACUAAAAAUGAAGAGAGGGAAAAGAAGAGGUUUUAUCAAAUUUUAGACGAUGAAUGUACUGGAAGUACACAAGAAGCCGUCCUUCAAACAUGUCAGUCGACUUCAGAGCCAACUCCUUCCACUGCCGUUGAAUCAGAUACUCAGCGUCAUAACCACUCCUUCCAAUAAGAAGCAAAGGAGUACGUCUGCUUAAUUAUGGGAGGCCCCAUGGCAUAAAGGGCCACAGGGCCUAAGAGACCAUAUGGCCAGAGUUAUUUUUAGAGGGUGCUCUAUAGAAAAGUAGAAAAAGCGCUUUUAGAAAUGAUGAGGAAUUCAGUGUAUAUGAUUGGAUAAUUUAAACUUUCAACUGUUGCCCUCAUUGAUUGGCUGGAAUUAAAGCUGCUCACAAUAUAUACCUAUCAGUUCUCCCCUCGCUUAUUUUUUUGAACUCUAUUCCUAUCUUUGACUAUUUUUGGAAGGUUUUCAGAUGUUGUUCGUACCGGGAGUGGGUAAACUUUCUUCUAUUUAACUUAGCAAGACAAUAAAUAUAUGGGAUUAAAUUCUGACAUACCAGCGACUCAUUCAAGAGUUGAAAGCUGGUAGUAUUAGAAUCCCUGAAGAAUUCUGCAAUAAAAUACUUGUUUUCAUAGUGGAUGUAGAGAUAAACGUCGGCCUUGCAUUUUUGAAAGUAUUCAUACGCUUUAUUUAUUAAUGUUCUCUUUGUUCGAUUUCGCGCUUGGACAAGGCUGUCUCUCUCUGUCCAUUGACUUGAAGACUUCUCGGGAUCCGAUGGUGACAUGUCUGUUUUCAUGAAUGAGGAUAUUUGUAGGCUGGCAUAACUUGAUAGCAGGAGAGAAUGUGUCCUUUUAUAGUUAGAGAAAAGAGCUGGUCUCAAAGAUAGACUUCAUACAUUUCGAUCUAAAUUUAAUACCGACAAGGAUCAAAAUGCGUGGCCCCGUGAAAUGUGUGGCCUGACCCGCAGUGUAUGAGCGC
Blastomyces dermatitidis ER-3 is the source of this 3824-nucleotide messenger RNA. RefSeq lists its product as uncharacterized. The transcript has a single exon. Gene Ontology annotation, cellular component: nucleus; CAF-1 complex. The record is from RefSeq and is a predicted model, not a curated record. Lineage: Eukaryota; Fungi; Ascomycota; Eurotiomycetes; Onygenales; Ajellomycetaceae. Bases 170 to 2569 code for a protein of 799 amino acids. Gene Ontology annotation, biological process: nucleosome assembly.